Messenger RNA from Aspergillus piperis CBS 112811, 3408 nucleotides. RefSeq names its product DNA-directed DNA polymerase gamma MIP1. NCBI's taxonomy places the organism in Eukaryota, Fungi, Ascomycota, Eurotiomycetes, Eurotiales, Aspergillaceae. The record is from RefSeq and is a predicted model, not a curated record. Gene Ontology annotation, molecular function: DNA-directed DNA polymerase activity; DNA binding; 3'-5' exonuclease activity. Gene Ontology annotation, biological process: mitochondrial DNA replication. Gene Ontology annotation, cellular component: gamma DNA polymerase complex; mitochondrion. The coding region runs from base 1 to 3408 and encodes 1135 amino acids. The transcript has 2 exons.
AUGCUCUGGAGUCAUCCCUGCACUCCCUGUCGUAGGGAUGUCCUACGCUUUUGUUCGCAGAGAUUGCGCUCGCCACGCAUCGUACGGCCACAAUCUUCAUCAUUGCUAGCAAGGUAUCUUGCGACACAGUCUGUAGCGCAUACUUCUGAUGAGGCACCUAAACGGGAAUCUCUUGCAGUCCCCGCUUCCGCUAGAUUCAACGAGAUCGGAGUCCAACAAUUAAGCGACCAUGUCUACUCCCAAGUAUUUCUUCAGAAAGCAGAACCGCCAGAUCCCAGUCUGGUCGCUUUGUCAAAGGAACAUCUGUCAAGGCACGAUUUACUUGGAAAGUCACAAGAUGCCGCGGAGCCCAUCGCCUUUGACAUGCCCGCCCUUCAAGGGCAAUCGCUUGAUGAGCAUUUCUACAAACUGGGAAUGGAUGCAUCGGAGCCCUAUCUCUCCUAUUCCAAGCAGUACGCCGUGGUGAACUCUCCGGAGAAGCCGCGCAAAUGGAUUAAACGCAGUGGAUGGACAAAGUACAGCAGCGACGGCUCGUGGGAAGCGGUUGAUGCACCGAAUGAGGCCAUGUUGACGUUCGACACCGAAGUCAUGUACAAGGAGCAUUCUUUUGCUGUUAUGGCUUGCGCUGUUAGUCCUACGGCUUGGUAUGCUUGGAUAUCGCCCUGGUUAUUAGGAGAGUCGGAAAACCCGGUCCAGCUCGUUCCCCUCGGAGACCCGUCGAAGCCGCGAAUUGUCGUGGGCCAUAAUAUUGGUUAUGAUCGCGCUCGCGUUCUUGAGGAGUAUGAUAUGGCCCAGUCUCGCAACUUCUUUCUUGAUACCAUGUCCCUUCACGUGGCUGUGAAUGGUAUGUGUUCACAGCAGAGACCUACCUGGAUGCGGCACAAGAAGAAUAGGGACUUGAGAAACAAGAUCGCGAGUGAGAGUAACUCGGUUGAGCUGGCAGCCCUACUAGAAAGUAAGAUGCUCAGUGAUGAGGAAGAAGAACUCUGGGUAGGAAGGAGCUCGGUGAAUUCGCUUCGUGACGUGGCCAAAUUCCAUUGUGAUGUUACGAUUGACAAGGCGCAACGUGACUAUUUCGGUGAACUUGACAGAGACGGAAUCCUGGGGAAGUUGGAGGAACUGCUCGAUUAUUGUGCAGCGGAUGUUGCCAUUACCCACCGAGUGUACAAGAAAGUAUUCCCUAACUUCCUUGAAGUCUGCCCGCACCCUGUCAGCUUUGGCGCCCUUCGACAUCUCUCUUCGGUAAUUUUGCCGGUGAAUGAGACUUGGAAGGAGUACAUCGCCAAUGCGGAAGCAACCUAUCACCAGCGUCUUGAGGAUGUUCAGCGAAAAAUGAUCGAACUUUGCGAGGAAGCUUUAAAAGUCAAGGACUCUCCGGACAUCUAUACGAAUGAUCCCUGGCUGCGGCAGUUGGACUGGUCCGGCCAGGAGGUGAAGAUGAUCAAAGGAAAGAAGAAAGGCGACCCUCCGCGACCCGCUGCCAGGCAGAAGAAGCCGGGUAUGCCGAAAUGGUAUAAAGAUCUGUUUGCCACCAACACAUCAGACAUCAACUUGUCUGUGCGUACUCGUAUCGCGCCUAUACUUCUCAAGCUGUCCUGGGACGGUUACCCUUUGACAUGGUCUGAUAAGUAUGGGUGGACUUUCAAAGUCCCGCGCGAGCUUGUCAAGAAUUAUGAGAACCAGCCUGUCGUUCUAUGCGACAUGUCCGAGGAGAAGAAUCCCGAAUUGCAGAAUGACAGAAAACAUGUUUACUUCAAACUUCCGCACAAGGAUGGCCCUCAAGCACGGUGUACAAACCCUCUAGCGAAAGGGUACAUGCAGUAUUUUGAACGUGGAACGCUCUCAUCCCAGUACGCCCUCGCCAAGGAGGCGCUAGAGAUGAAUGCAUCCUGCUCUUACUGGAUCAGUGCUCGUGACCGUAUCAUGGGUCAAAUGGUAGUUUACGAGGACGAAGUGCGAGACCAGGCAUCGAGUAGCAAGACAGACCACCGGCUCGGGUUCAUCCUGCCACAGAUCAUUCCAAUGGGAACCAUCACCCGAAGGGCAGUUGAAAACACAUGGCUUACAGCCAGUAAUGCGAAAGGGAACCGUGUCGGGUCUGAGCUCAAGGCCAUGAUCAAAGCUCCGCCUGGCUACUCUUUUGUCGGCGCAGAUGUCGAUUCUCAGGAACUAUGGAUUGCCAGUCUUGUUGGGGAUGCCCAGUUCCAGAUCCACGGCGGCAACGCCAUCGGGUUUAUGACACUAGAAGGAUCGAAGGCAGCAGGGACUGAUAUGCACUCCCGAACUGCCCAGAUCCUGGGUAUCUCACGUAACGAUGCCAAGGUGUUUAACUAUGGACGUAUCUAUGGAGCUGGCGUCAAAUUCGCCGCUACUUUGCUGCGUCAAUUCAAUCCGUCCAUGUCAGAAAGGCAGACCCAGGAGGUUGCAACAAAAUUAUAUAAAGAAACGAAGGGUACCCGUACGACUCGCCGUAUACUCUGCGAAGGUCCUUUCUGGAGGGGUGGAACCGAGUCAUUUGUCUUCAACAAAUUGGAAGAAUUCGCUGAGCAAGAGAGGCCCAGAACACCUACACUUGGAGCCGGAAUUACUGAAGCGCUGAUGCGGCGCUUCAUUAACAAGGGAAGCUUUAUGACAUCGAGGAUUAACUGGGCCAUUCAGUCGUCUGGCGUUGAUUAUCUCCAUCUCUUGAUUGUCGCUAUGGACUACCUCAUUCGUCGCUUCAAUAUCGCCGCUCGUCUGGCAAUCACUGUCCAUGACGAGAUCAGAUAUCUAGUCAAAGACGAAGACAAGUAUCGAGCUGCGCUGGCAUUACAGGUUGCCAAUGUGUGGACCCGUGCAAUGUUCUCGCAGCAAGUCGGGAUCAACGACCUUCCCCAGUCCUGCGCGUACUUCUCAGCUGUGGACAUCGACCACGUCCUGCGGAAAGAGGUUGAUAUGGACUGUGUAACCCCAUCCCACCCGCACAAGAUUCCCCACGGUGAGAGUCUUGACGUCGCUCGGCUCUUGGACAAGAACGAAAAGGCAUUCCUUGAUCCCACCAUCACCCCCAUCUCACCACCCAACCCUCAGCAAUACGAGUAUACGCCACGACCGUCAGUCAUGUCCGCACUUCAGACUUCUCACCCAGCUUUUAUCCGCGCUCAGAUCUCGAAGGACGACAACGAACUCCGAGACAUAAUCAAGGAUCUUACUAAACAAAAGUCCACGCUGACGCCCCCAAACGCGCGUUCGCCCAUCAACCGUGCAAGAGCCUCUGGCCCGGUGGCAGCAGAACCACAAAAGGCCAUUCUGAUGGACAUCGGGCCAAGUCUCUAUCCUGAUUUCAAAAGCCUUCCCCAAGGGAGCCGGUCUCCCCAGGUUAGCUUCAACCGUCAGAAUUGGAAACCGAGACCAUCGGCCCGAGCUUAG